Messenger RNA from Besnoitia besnoiti, 1212 nucleotides. RefSeq names its product HORMA domain-containing protein. Lineage: Eukaryota; Apicomplexa; Conoidasida; Eucoccidiorida; Sarcocystidae. Gene Ontology annotation, cellular component: ribosome. Gene Ontology annotation, biological process: translation. The record is from RefSeq and is a predicted model, not a curated record. Bases 1 to 1212 code for a protein of 403 amino acids. The transcript is spliced from 10 exons. Gene Ontology annotation, molecular function: structural constituent of ribosome.
AUGUCUUCAAUACUAUACCUGCGGAACUGCUUUGAGGAAGAUGCGUUUCAACCGCUGCAGUUCCAAGGUCUGCAUCUCCGGCAACUGAAGCCAGUCAAUCCAAAAGCGAAGAGGAUAUUGGGAUGGCUUCAAGAAGCGGUCAAGGAGGCACUUCAAAAGGAAUACCUGGAACAUCUCUCUCUCGGCAUCCAUUGCAGACAAACUGACAAGCUACUGGAGUGCUACCAAUUUCACUUCACCUACACUGCCACUGAAGCUGGAGUUUCCGUCAGCGUCAGAAAAGGGAGCGCAGGUGCCUUCGAGCCCGUUGGUUCGCGGCUUGCUUGCGUGACAAAAGAUGAGGCUAAAAGGCAGACGGAACUGCUCCUUCGAUCGAUGUGUUGUCUUAUACAGUCUCUGGACCAUCUGCCGGACGAGCACUACGUUUCUAUGACAACUCCGCCAGACUACAGGUCCGAUGGCUUUGCGCCAACGGAUUCGCCCGUAUCCUUCGGGAACGACGUCCCCUUGGAUGCAUUGACAGGAGAACUCAGAACGGGCUAUCAUGAAUUGACUGUCCGGAUCCAGACAGUGUGCGACUCCGAAGACACCUACUAUCUGGAAUGGGAAGGCGCAGCCCCCGAGGAAGAACUCCCUACGCGUUUCAGGCACGUGACGAAAGAGAUAAUCGCCAGCGCAUGUGCAGUGUCACAAAAUGUUGCAAAGGAGCUUCUGAAGCACUUGAUCCAGCAAGGUCUCGUCAAGGCUAAGCAAUCUCGUGGUCAAGGGCACGAAGGGAGUAGUGAUCGUGGUCCUCGCUCGGGGGGUGGCGUUCUGCCGCAUAAACCUUCUUCACAGUAUCGGCGUUACAUCCGCGUCGUGAGCGCAAGGGCGUCCAUCUGCGCAGCGCCCGUGUGUUCAUUAGAGCUUGUCAUAAUCAUUGGUUCACCACAACUAACAUAUCUGGAAGACGGAACUGUGGAUGAGCAUUGCUGUCACAUUGCUUUUCAACUGCCCCACGGGCGUUCUUUUCCACGAUCACGCGGGCGAAGUGCCGGGAAGGUUCACGGUUCCCUCGCCCGCGCUGGCAAAGUCAAGAAUCAGACCCCCAAGGUCGCCAAGAAGGAGAAGAGAAAGCCGCCUACGGGACGCGCGAAGAAGAGGCAGCAGUUCAACAGAAGAUUCACCGUCUCCGUUGGCCGCAAGAGGGGUCCGAACGCGCAGACUCAGUAA